Molecule: messenger RNA, 1275 nt
Organism: Gamsiella multidivaricata
Lineage: Eukaryota; Fungi; Mortierellomycota; Mortierellomycetes; Mortierellales; Mortierellaceae
Exons: 3
Coding region: 184-1101 (305 amino acids)
Source: RefSeq, a predicted model, not a curated record
UCCUCUCCUCCUUUGCGAUUGAUCUCAUUGCACAGGCAAGUAUCGCGGGUACAUGUCUCAAAGGGUCGUUAAGAGAUGGGAUCCCUGUAACCAAUCGCCUGGCAUUUUUUUAAGAAGCAGGACGAAUUCAGAGAGGGCUCUGAUAAACAAUUGAUUUGAUCAUUUGAUAACUAUCGGGUCAACAUGCGAGAGAGUCUUCAGCGCGAGGUUGAAGAGAACAUCCAAAAGGCCCAGGUGCUCAAAGAGGCCAUGAAGGAAUCAAGCGAUCGAGACGCAGAAAACCUUAUCUCAGUGGAGGAACAAGAAUACCAAAACAACAACGGAGGAACGCCUAAUAAUCGCAGCAACACUAGCCUCAACAAAAAUCUGCCAGUCGGACAGUCGCAGCAACAGCACCAGCAACAGGGUGGCAAUGGCGAUGCUGGGUCAUACCAGAACGGCAAGUUCAACAGCAGCAAUGCUAACGGGGCUGUACCGGAGAAGAGGUCUCGCCUGGACCGCAUCUUUGGCAAAAAGACCAGCGCCAAUAGCCAUGCUCCUUCCUCACUCAGAAACCACCAGGUCACACCCCAUCCUCAGCCUCAAACAUCCCGGUCCCGACCUCAAUCUCAAACUCAUUCUCAACACACCCCUUCGCCCUCGCUGCGACCAUCCAAUACCCUUGCAGUACACCCUAACCCCUCAAGAGCACACUCAAACACUAGCGCCGCGGACUUGGCAGACCUUAGUUAUCUGCCUGCGGAGGAAGAGUCCGAAGAAGAAGUGGUUGUGGAUCGAUCCAUGGGAGCAGGGGUGGAUGGACCCAAUGGUGAACCAACAACAGGUACAGAGGUCAAACUGCAUCCGACGCGCGCCAAGACCUUCGCACUGCCAAAGAGUUUGAGGAAUUUGAAGCGGCGUAUUGCUGCCUUGAGGGCUAAGGGCACGGACCUUGACGCUGAAAAGAAGGAGAAGGAGGAGCGGGAGCGUGCAGCCAAUGGUGGUGCCGGUACAGGAGACGAGAAGAAAAAGUUUACGUUUAUUCGGCUGCUGCCUUGGAGGUCGACGAAGAAGCUGACAGAGCCUACGAGACCUGCAGAGGCAGGUCCAGUUGCUGCUUAAAAUGACGACCUAGCCUCCGGAGGGGACGUCGAUAACAUACCCAAGAAGGCGUUGUCUUUUUGUUCAUUCAUCCAUUUUACAAAUAGCCUGACUCUAUACACUAAAAUAAUAAUCACUUUUUGCAAUGGUUUGUCACCGUUUGUGUACGCGAACUUAGUGGCGGCAUCACCUGAU